This is a messenger RNA of Saccoglossus kowalevskii, 16494 nucleotides long. RefSeq names its product axonemal central pair apparatus protein HYDIN-like. Gene Ontology annotation, biological process: cilium movement; axonemal central apparatus assembly. Lineage: Eukaryota; Metazoa; Hemichordata; Enteropneusta; Harrimaniidae. The record is from RefSeq and is a predicted model, not a curated record. Gene Ontology annotation, cellular component: axoneme.
AUGCCUACAGGACUUGGAAAGAAGGUGGUGAAGCGAUCCACAGAUUGUGGAGAGACACCAUCCUAUGACAGCAAAGUCAUUGCUCCAAGAAAUCCUAAGCUCAUUAAAGAAAUUGAAACCCCUGAAGUCAAGUUUUCACCAUCGAUAUUCAUGAAGGAGAUGGCACAGACAACAGAGGAAAAGUUGUCUAACACACAUGAGAUGAGAUUGCCAAGGAUUAUUGAACUACUUGAUAUGGGUGAUACAACACAUCAGAAGUUUACACAAUUGGAUGUUGAUGAACCAAUGUUUCAACCAUUUCCAUCUGAUAUUACUUUCCAACAAUAUGAACCCUGUGAAGUUUAUGAAGUACCACUUUUACUAAGGAACAAUGACAAGGUUCCCAGACUGAUCAAAGUAUACCAGACUGAUUCUCCCUAUUUUAAGGUUAUCAGCCCACCUAAUGUUGGACAUAAAGUAGCACCGGGUUGUGCUUCUAUUUUCAAAAUACAGUUUACUCCUGAAGAGAAAAAGGAUUAUACCCAUGAACUCAUUUGCAUGACAGAGAAAGAAAAGUUUAUCAUUCCCGUCCGAUGUAUAGGUGCUCGUGCACUAUUAGAUUUUCCAGAUGAUGUUAAUUUUGCUACUUGUCCCGUCAAAUAUCCGUCCAGUAGAACUUUACUUGUUAGAAAUGUUGGCAACAAGGAGGCAAGGUUUGCCUUAAGCACUGAGAAGCCAUUUACUGUAAAUCCACCCAAUGGUAUUUUAGCCAGCAAUGAGAGUAUGCAAAUAGAGAUUGUAUUUCAACCAAUGAAGAUAGGAAGUCAUUUUGGUGAAUUAGUGCUGCACUAUGAUUCAGGUGAAAAUAUAUUCGUCAAUCUUUAUGGCGGUGCUAUUGAUUCCAAUGUUAGGUUAGACAAAAAUUCACUACGAAUAGAAAACACAUAUAUCUCCAUGGCAAACCAAAGAACAGUCACAAUCAGUAACAGGAGUGACGUUAUUGUACACUAUCAGUGGAAACCAUUUGCAACUCAAGAAGAAGAGGACCAGCAAAAACAAAGAUUUUGUCAAGACCUUGGUGCUGAAGAAGAGAUGGAAAGAGACAGAUUUCUGGAAGAGUGUAUUACUGAUCCAACACUCCGUGAUAAAAUGUCUUUGCUGACAAGAACAUUCAAAAACAGAAGACGUCUUGUGGCCGGCGACAGUAUGCUGUUUUCUGAUGAUGUAUUUACAAUUGAGCCGGUGGAAGGAGAUAUCUGGCCCAAUACUUCAGCAGAAGUUGAAGUCAUCUUUCAACCGCAGGAAGCUAGAGCCUACCAGUGUACAGCAUUCUGUGAUAUCACUGGGAGGGAGUCACGCCUACCAUUGCGUAUCCGUGGUGACGGCAUUGGUCCUAACAUCCAUUUAGCAUUUGAUGAAUUAGAUAUGGGCAACAUCUUUGUAGGAUCAACACAUAGCUAUGAGGUGGUAAUGACAAACAGAGGUGACAUUGAUGCAAUUUACAAUUUGAAUUCAACAGUCUCAACAUUUGGACCAAAAUUUAGUUUUAAUCCAAGUGAAGGGAUUGUGCUUCCUGGUGGUCAUCAAGCCAUACAGAUUAACUUCUGUUCUCCACUGCUUGGGGACUUCAAUGAAGAUUUCUACUUUACUGUGGAUGGGUCUCCUCAUAGACUCAAACUGAACUUCAAAGGCUGUGUUAUUGGACCAACUUUCCAUUUUGAUAUUCCUAAACUUAAGUUUGGGUCUGUGUCAUACGGUUUCAAGAGUACUCAAUGUACUACACUUUUCAACACUUCACUGGUUCCAAUGACAUUUCAUCUACGUGUACCAGGCGAUGGCACAGGAGAUGUAGUUAACGCUGCAAUAGACGAUACAUUAAAUAAGACACUUGGCAUUGCACCAAGCAAGGAAUUUACUCUUAUACCAAGCACAGGCACAAUAGAUCCUCAGAGUCAAGUUGAAAUUAAGGUUGAAUUGAUUUCAAACACCAUUAAAAAGUAUGACAUGUCUGUGGUUGUUGAUAUUGAUGGUGUUGGUGAAGAAAUACUUUCUCUUCCGAUAUCUGCCAAGUGUGUGGUGCCUGCCAUUGCCGUGGUUACACCAAUACUAGACUACAAGAGAUGUUUCCUCAACCAUCCAUAUGAACAGAAUGUACAGUUAUACAAUGAUUCAGAUUUGCCAGCCAAGUAUGACUUGUUACCACAGGAAGUUGAUGAUUUAUCGCCGAUACUUUACAAUAGUCCAGUACCUAGUGGAAUCAUAGCUCCACACUCUGUGGUUGAAGUACCAGUUGUCAUUACACCACAAGCACUUGAAGAGCUAGAUAUCAAUUCAUUCUUUAAGAUCUUUGGUAGUAUAGAGCCACCAAUGCAUGUCCAGUUGUCAUGCGUUGGUGAAGGACCAGUGGUACAUGUCUCACCAACAGAUAUUGAUUAUGGAAAUACUCAAGUAUUGACAGAUAUAAGUCGAACUGUGAUUUUGUCUAAUGAAUCGCUCAUACCCGCGCAUUUCACAUGCCAAAUGGUUCGAUCUAAUUCAGUGUGGAAAGUGGAACCAAAGGAAGGUAUUAUUCCACCUGAGGAUUCUCUUGCCUUAACAGUUACAUGUAAUCUAGAUGAUUGCAUUCGAUUCCAAGACAAGCUUGCCAUCAACUUUAUCAAUAGCCAAGUACGUAUGAUAUCCGUGAUGGCACAUGGUCAAGGUACUACCAUAGUGUCAGAACCUCCCCUCACACCUGCUGUUGACUUGGGACCACAUUUCAGCAACAAACCUUGCGUACGCAUCUUUAAACUGACUAAUAGUGGGCGUCGUCAUCAGCAGAUGUUUUGGAGUACUGAAGGGUUUCUGCCACAGAAGAACAGAAAACUGCCCAGUAUCAAUGCCAAAGACAUCAAAUAUCAGCGCCUACCAAAACCACCACAAACACCAAGACCAGUAUUUUCUCUUACUCCGUCCAGAUUUGAAUUGGAACCUGGACAAUCUAUUGAUGUUUUAUUGGAAGGAUUCUCAGAUACUCCAAAAGUGGUGAAAGAAAGAAUGGUGUGUCAUGCUAUAAUUGGGAGAGCUAGUGGGAAAGAAAGAAUCAUGAAAACAGACAUUAAUGUUGAAUUCAUUACACCAUUAUUAGAGUUCUCAACUAAACAGAUUGCAUUCAGAGUUGAAAAGGGGCCUGAUGAUGUCUUGGAAAAACAACAAGGUGAGCUUGAGUUGCAUAAUGUGUCGUCAUUGCCUCUCUCUACUAUGCUGGUGCUGGAAUAUCCUUUCCAGAUUGUCACAGAAGACGGAACAGAAGUGUCUGAAAUGGAGUUGAACAUGGAGUUAGAUCAGAAGACACUGAUCAAGAUUACUUUUGAUCCAGAUUAUCAGGAAGAUAACUAUACCAGAACUGCUGAUGUUUUACUAAAGGUGUCAUAUAAAGAACAUCCACAUGUGGAUUAUAUAAACUUGAUAGGAGAAGUGUUCUUUCCCAACCUCACUUUUGAGAAGAUGGAUGUAGAUUUUGGUUGUAUUCUGAAUGAUACUGAAGUGACUCGCUAUGUGAAUAUCGCCAACAACAGUCCCAUGCCAGUCAAGUACCAGUGGUCUUUCCUGGAACCCGAGGAAGAGAUUGUGAUUUACCCAAAAGGUGGUGGUGAUGCAGAUGUUGAGAGUGAUCAAGAGUUGGCAGACAAUGAGGAAGUAGAUGUACAGAUUGAUGAUGCUGAUGAAGCAGAUGAAGAAGAAGAUGAACAGGAAGCUGAAAAAGAUGAAGAAAAGCCAGAAGAAGAAACUACAGAAACCCACCCUGAGGAAAAAAAGGUGAAUGAAACUGAACAAAAACAUGUUGUGAUUGAUUCAGAUAAAAAAGAUGAUGAUGAAGAUGAGGAUGAUAACCAAGAAAAACAAGAUGAAACGAAAGAAGAAAUGCAAGAUAGAGGGAAAAAGGAGGCUGGGGCAGAUGGAAUUCUCAAAGGACGAAAUGCAUCCAUGGUUGUAAUAGAUGAAACAACCUUACCUACUAGAGCUUCAGCAAGCAAAGAAGAUAGUGAUACAGUUGGGAUAUCUAAAUUGCCAUGGUUACAAGGUAUCAAUGAACCAACUACAUGUGGUAUUGAAGAGGUAUUUGACAUCCUGCCACUGUAUGGUAUGUUGUUACCGGGUGAGAAUGAACGUAUUACGUUUACCUUUUAUGGGCAUGCUGACAUUGGCAUUGGCGCCAAAGCUAUUUGUGAUGUGGAAGGUGGUCCUAGAUAUGAACUCUCAUUGACUGGUGAAGCUUCCCUGGUUCAAUACACAUUUGAUACUAAUGACAUUGACUAUGGAAAACAGAUGUAUGAUGAAGUUGCUGAAGCGGAGAUUAUUCUUGAGAACACUGGCAAAGUAGGGUUUGAUUUUGUCGCUCUCAAUAUGGACCCAUCCACUCAGGAUAAACCAAUGCCAGGAAUUCCAAUAAUGAUUCCACAUAGUGGUCAUAUUGAAGCUCAUAGUGCUCAGAGACUUGUUAUCAAGUUCCUACCAGGAGUACCUGAAAAGUUCCAUAAGAGUUUUGAGAUUCAAGUUGCUCAUUUUGAGCCAGACAUUAUUAACAUUCGAGGAGAAGGAGUUUUCCCAAGAGUGUCAUUAGACUUACCUCGAUAUGCAGAUGAAGAGGGACACUAUACAUCUUUGAUGAAAGAAACCAAAGAAAGGCUAGGUACAGAUACUCAAAAACCAGAUAAGGAAGACAGAUUGCCAAGCAGUGGUUCACCAACUCCCAGAGACGCAGUGGAUGAUACCAAGUCAAUUGCAUCAGUUCAGAAUGAAUUCCCAUCUGAGUUGGAAAUGCAGAUGGAAGUGGAACGAAUGAUUGUUAAAGAGUUUGCCUCAGAGCAUCAAAUAGAUUUAAUGAUGAGUAGAGCUGACUCCAUUGCUGCUAAUACUGCUGCAGAUGCACAGUUAAAUGAACCAUCUUCUCGUAUUCCUACAAGUCACUCUUCAAAGACAAAGAAAAUGAAGAAGCCAAAGUGCAGAUUACCAGACUAUUGCCUAGACUUUGGUUAUGUUGUUUUGGGUACAGUUCGUACACACAUAGUCCGUGCUACCAAUACCGGUUACUUUCCAGUCUCAUUUUCAGUUGACCGCCACAGCUUGCUUAGCACUGGAUUCAAUGUAGAGUUGGAUCGUGUUCGUAAUUUGCCUGGUUUUCCGGAUCAGGAGACUGUAGACUUUGUUGUCAGCUUUGAUCCACGGGGAGCCAAUCUUGGUCUUGGUGACAUUGAGACUUUGGUACCCAUCAAUAUUGUGAAUGGACCAUGUGUGUUUAUUAGAUUGAAAGCUAAUGUAACCAUGCCUGAUAUGGAAAUCUCAACCGAUACUUUGGACUUCGCAACUGUGCUGUGUGGACAGUGUAAGGUGAUUACUGUACAGUUACAUAACCAUAAACAUGUACGCUGUGAGUGGUCCUCAAAACCAACGGAUAAAGAGAAAAGAAAGAUUGAUAAGCAUAUACCUUUGCAUGUGAGAAAAAAGAUGAAACCUGAAAAACCUAAACCACGUAACUUUGAAAUGAUGCCUCCAGAUGGUUUUCUUUUACCAGGACAGAGAGUAAAUGUACAAGUCAAAUUUAUGCCAACUGAAGAGAAACUGUAUUGUGAGAGAUUGGCCAUCAGACUGGCUCAAAGCAGUCAGCGUAUAUUGUUGAUGGUAAAUGGUCAGGGUCAAGAACCCAAACUGGAGUUUUCCACUUCACUUCUAGAAUUUGGUCCUAUACUACCACACAGCCAGGGUGAUGAAGUAGAAGUCACUGUUAAAAAUCCCUCUGAACAUCCUGUAGAAUUCUACUCACUGGAAUUUGAUACACAAUAUUUGGAAGAAGAAAAGAUAUUACGUAUGAUGAAAGGUUAUGAUGACAAUAAUACAAUUCUUUUGCCACCACGGCCUGCUGGUCACAAGCUACCAUCAGAACUCGUUGAUUUUUAUGCAGAGCAGCAAAAGAAACAGGAGGAAGAAGAAAAAGAAAGAAAUGAAGCUGCAGCAGCAGCAAUAGCUGCUCAACAGACUGCAGAGAAUGAAGAGGGUGCAGAAGAUGGUGUGGCCCAGUCUGAAGAUCAAGCUGCAGCCAUUGUCACAACUGGACCAUCUCCCCGUCCUCCUAGUAGUAUUCAUGAUAGUGAGAAAGACAGGAGAAGUGAAAAGGCAAGUGCUGACAAAUCAGAGCGAAGUCACAAAGAUGUUGAAAUGUCAGAAACUGAGAAACCAACGGAAACAAAGGAUGAUGAGGAAGAUGGGAAAGACAAGAAAGAUUCUGCAAGCAACGUAGGUGUUGGAGAAUUAGAAAUAACCCCUGUAUCUGCUGCUAUAGCCCGUCAUCUUGGUAUUGAUUUGACACCAGAGGGUAGUGCUGCUCGCAAUAGACGAGGCAUAGCCAUAUGUGUGCAAGGUGCACCAAUGUCUGGAAAAACCACAACUGCUAUAGCUUUGGCUAAGUAUUAUAACACAGCUUUAUUGACUGUCGAUGGUGUCGUAUUGGAAGCUAUUUCAAACGGUGCAUCAUCCGCUGGUCUCCGUGCAAGAGAACUCUGCUCUCAGGCUGCCAAGGCACAGCUGUUAAAAGAAGGAGAAGGAAGUGAUGCUGAAGCAAAAGCAGCUGGUGCCGGUGGUCUCAGUGUAGAAGCUGUUGCAGCUCAUGCUGCUCAAGGAGGUGGUUCAGUUGUGUCUUUCCGAGCGGAAUCUCAGCUGGCUGUAUCAAGGCACUCUCGCUUAGCGCAAGGCCAUAAACCAGCACACAGUACCAUUGGAAGCAAAGCUGAUGGAGAGGAUAGUAAACCAGAGAAGAAGGAUAAAAAAGAGAAGAAAGCGGACACAGACAAUACUACACAGCUCAGUGGAAGCCCUCCUCCAGCUGCACCCAUUGCUCGUAGACUGAGUGUAAGUGCUAGUGUAGCUGGUGAGGAGGGCCUCAUGAGCUGUAUAUUGCCUGAAGAUCUGCUUGUGGAAAUUCUAGCCGAACGCCUCCAGCUCAAUGAUUGCCACCGUGGUGUUGUCUUUGAUGGUUUGGAGACUAUGUUUAGCCAGUCUUUAUUAACUGCAACUCAUGUCCUACUGAAAGCGUUCAACAACAGAAAACACCUGUUUUUUAUCACUUUGAAACUGGAACAAUCAGUCCUUCAAGCCAGAGAAAAGAAAGCUCGUGAAGAAAGAGAGCGCCAAGCAAAGCUAGAAGAGGAAGAAGAAAAGAGAGCUUUAGAAGAGAUGAGUGAAGAUGAAUAUGAUUCCCUAAGUGAUGAGCAGAAAGCAGAUGUGGACAUGAAGAGAUUGAAAUCUAAGAAAGAACGAUUAAAAAGGGAACAAGAGGAACGUCUUGAAAGAGAAAGAAGAGAAAGAGAGUUAAGGCAGCUAGAAGAAGAAAGAAGACAGGAAGAAGAAAAAGCAAAGCACAAGAAAGGUCAUAAAGGCAGAGAGAAAGAAAAAGAGAAAGAAGGGAAGGGUGGACCUCCUGGGGCUAAAAGUAAAGACGCAAAAGUUGGCGGUACAGGAAGCAAAGAUGUGGUGAAGCAAGGAGAUAAGCAUAAAGAUAAAGAACGCGAUAAGGAUAAAGACAGAGACAGAGAUAGGGAGGCUUCAGACCAUGGUUUAAAAGCAGCCCAAUCUGCUGUCACUGAUAGACCUGAAUCACAUGGUACAGCUGGUAGUGAGUCAUUUGUAGAUGAAUUAACAAAGAGAAGAAAAAGUAAAAAAGAUGAAAAAGGUCGUCCAAUUUCAACGGAAGUUGCCUCAAAAGAAGCCAUUGGGGAUGGAGAACCUGAGAGAGAUCCAGCCAAAGAGGCUGAAAUCAUGCUGACCAAUAGAUUCCGCGCCUUCGAGCAUUGCUAUAAAGACAUUGAGAAAUUACUAAACCGAUGGGAUAGAAAUCAGGGAAUCACUGUACCUGAUCCUACCGCUGAUGCAUCAGACGUUGAUGAGCAACAGAUCCCAGUACAUCCACCCUCUGGUAAGAAAUUGAAAGGAAGGGAUAAGGAGAAGGAACGUGAAAGACUGGAGCGAGAGAGAAUGGAACGAGAAAGAAUUGAAAAAGAAAGAGCUGAGAAGGAAAAGCAGGCAGCAGCUGCAGCUGCUGCAGAAAGCCAGGAUGGCACUGAGGCACCAGAAGGCACUGACAAUGAAGAGAAGAAACAGGAAGAACCAAAGAAUGAAGUUGGUAUUGCAAAUAUUAUCAUGGAUGUUGCAGAGCUGGAGAUGACUUUAGGACAGCAAAUAUUAGAUACUAACAGAUUGCCUUCUGCAGUAGAGGUUUUGGAUGGUUUAGGUCUUGGUCCAAGUGGUCCUCCUGUUCCACCACCUGCCAAUUUCUCUGUUGUUCCAUAUCCGGUUAAACGUAAACCACCUCCUGGUGGAGAAGUUUCUGCCCAUUAUCUAUUUGUUGCUUCAUCUCCAGAUGACCCGAAUAUUGGGCAGGAAGAAAAACCUAAAGAGGUGGAACCAGAACCAGAAGCAGCCACACCUGAUAAAGGAAGAGAUAAGGAUGAUCAUCCUACUCCUACUGGUAAAGGCAAAGGCAAGGACAAAUUAAGAGCUGGUGCUGAAAGCCAAUCAGGACGUCGUAAAUCAGCUGGUAAAGGCAGAAGUCGUAAGGGAUCUCUAACUGUUACCUCGCCACCACCAGGCACUACAACACCAAUGUCAGAUGCAGAUGGACAAAGUAGUACUGCUGGUGAAACAGCAGCCUUACAGGAACCCAAGAAUCCAAGGUUGUCUAUUUUCCGAUGGAUGUUGCAAGCCAAUUCUGAAGUGAUAUUACGAAUACGUUUCCAAUCUGAGGAACUAGGUCAGUUUGACCAGACAUUGAACUUUGAAAUAGUUGGAACCCGGAGACGUUAUCAGCUAUAUUGUCGUGGUAUAUGUGCAUUUCCCAAUAUCAGUAGGGAACCAAGAAUUGUAUUCCCGCAUCGGAAGAAAAGCAGAAAAACAGAUGAGAUUGUCCACAAGAAAUUCAUCCUGAACAAUGAGACAUUAGAGUUUGGGCCUCUCCUAAAUGGCAAGUCUAGAGAACGAUACAAGGAAGGGAAAUACCCAGAAAACCUUGAGACCAUGACUGUGUUGAAUACAUCUCCACUAGAAGCAGACAUAAGUUUUUGUUUCCAGAAUGAUAGCCAAGCUGAAACAUGGUUGUUAGAUCCACCUAAUAUGUUACUGAAACCUGGUCAAUCACAGGAACUUACUGUAUGGGCUUACCCUAAGAAUAAAGGAUUCUUUGAAGACCAGAUAGUAUGCUGUAUUCGGGAGAAUCCAGAGCCUGUCCUAUUCAAAGUAUCUUGCUAUGGUGUCAGACCUGAACUAGAACUGGAUAAAAAGACUCUACAUUUUGAAAGAGUACUUUUGCAUAGGAAGGACACCAAAACUAUCUAUCUUCGCAAUAGUACCUUGCUUCCCGUUGCCUGGAAGGUCAAUGGUCUGGAAAAUUUAGGUGAUGACUUCUCCAUGCCACAGGAGCAAGGAAUCAUUGAACCCAAAUCAGAGUAUCCCUUACAAGCUCAUUUCAGGGCAAUGAAGCCAAUUAAUCUCAAGAAGAUUAUUCGACUUGAGGUAUCUGAUGUGGAUAACAUUGUGGGUCUACUCCAUUCUGAGAAUGUUCAAGUACAGGCUGAGGCAUAUGAUGUUGCUUUAGACAUGAGUUUCCCAAGAGGAGCCGAUGGCGGGCUAGACUUUGGUAUUAUCCGUGUUAUGGAUGAAACCAAGCAAACAUGUUCUAUCAAGAACAAGGGCAAAUAUGAAAUUCAGUAUGCAUUUCAAUUUGAUCAAACAGAGGACAUGAAAGAUGUGUCGCCACUCUUUUCAGUAUUACCUCAAAAAGGUACACUGAUAAACAGUGACAGACCAACUCAGGUACAAGUGAUAUUCCGAUCUAGAGAAGAGAUCACUAUAAGGGAUCAGCCAGUUCUCAAGUGUCAGGUAAUAGAACCAAACAUCACUGAUGGUGGAGAGACUAUUGCUAGCAUUCCUGUCAAACUAAGUGUACGCGCAGUGUUUAGUAAAUACACUAUCUCACCAGUUAACGAUAUUAACUUUGGGUCUAUGUUGCUGAAUCAACGUAGAACUAGAACAUUUACCAUUGAAAACAAGGGAGAGUUUGACUUCAAGUACACCAUUUCUAAGAUGAUCAAAGAUGUACCAAUACAGACUCAACAACAAAAGGGUAGAAUGCAAGUCCCUGGUAGGCGCAGUCGGUCAAGGGAUGGGUCCAGCUCUGGACGCUCUAUCGCCAGACCAAGGCGUGCAGAGUCAAUAAGGCAAGAAAUGGGUGGCGGCGGUGGUGGUGCUAACCAGACACGUCUUAUGCUGGGACCAUUCACAGUAUACCCUGCAUUUGGAUUGGUAAUGCCAGGUGCACAGCAGAUUAUAACAGUGGACUGUGGUCCAGAGGCAGUUAACAAGUUUGAAGAGGAUAUCUGCAUUGAUAUCAGUGACAGAGACCCUAAAGAUCACCCACAAGGCAUCCCCUACAAACUCAUAUCUGAGUCCUGUGUACCAGGCAUUGAUACCAAUGAUGUUGGUGCCAUAUUUGAAGAGCAUCGUGUUUGUAAGAAUCUUAGUGUGUUCCUCAACAACCACACCUUGGAGUUAGACAGUGGUGGUGUCUUUGGAGAAGAUGAGAACAAAUUUGUAUUUGGUAAUGUUAUUGUGGGUAGGAAAGCAAAAGCCAGGUUCAAGAUUAUCAAUAACAACAAGGUCCCAUGUGAUGUGGUGUUUACUUGCAAGCCAGUCUCGUCAAAACCGUCUUCUAAGCUGCAAGAUAUUUUUGAAAUUGAACCAAACCGUGUUUCGAUACCAGCUCACAGUCAUACUUAUGCCACAGUGAAGUUUACACCACCCUCUAUGCAGACAUAUACAGCUUAUUUUGAGGCUGCAAUAGAUGGAUUGUCCGGUGCAUUAGCCAAACAAAGGAACCUAGCAUUUGAAGUACAAGGUGAAGGCAAUCUACCUAGAAUCGUCAUCAAGAAACCAACUAUUCGGAAUAAGAAAGGAAACAACUUGUUGCUCUUCCAGAGGAUCUUGAUUGGACGUAAUCAGAUUCUACCAUUGAUUCUGAAGAAUGAAGGCACUCUGCCAAGUAAAGUUGAUAUUGAUUUGGAAUCACUGGAUGGGGCUUUCACUUUGAAGAACUGUAAAGAUACACAGUUGAUUUAUCCCAUAAUAGAUGAGGAUGAGGAUGAUGAAGAUGACUAUUUUUCAGAAAAGCGUCCACACACUGCUUCCUUGAUUGUUGACGUUGGAGAAGAAGCUAAAUUUGAUGUGACCUUUGUUGCAAAUGGUACUGAGCGAAGUGAAGGUACAAUUAAGAUAUCAGUACAAGACAACCAGUAUGAAGACACCAUGAUUCAGUUAGUUGGAGAAGGCUAUGAAGAUGAUAUUACUCUAGAUAAUAUUCAUGGAUGUAUUAAUAAUGAAAAUAUUGAAGCAUUAUUAAGUCAAGAAGAAGUAUCAGCUGCUCCUUCCAACUUAAUCAACUUUGGUGACUGUCACAUAGGAGAACCUAGAACUUUAUCUUUCACUAUGACCAACCACAGUAAAGCAGACAUUGUGAGAUUCCAGUGGCCUGAACACCCUGAGUGCAAAUUCUCACCAAUGAUUGGACAUCUUUAUCCUGCUUCUGCUAAAGAUAUGACUAUUACUUUUAAAACUGAUGUACCCAAGACUAUUGAGGAAGCCAUUAUAUCUUGCAAAGUUACCAAGAUCACUUUUGAUUUACCACCAAACCAGUUAAAUGAUUGGGAUGACCGUAUGAGAGUUGUUAAAUGGAUAGACGUGCCCACCCAACCGGCUAGACAACAGGUAUCAGCAGAAGCUGCAAGUAGACCAAAGUCAAACUCAGAACUCAAGAAGGAAGAACGCGAGAGCAAAAGAGAUCACAAAAAACAAGCAGAGCUAGAAAAAGAGAGAGAAAGAGAAAGGGAAAGGGAGCGAUUGGAAGAAGAAAUGAGAAAGAAAGCUAUGGAGCCUGUACAGACGCCUAGGCCUGCAAAGAGAAAGGUUGUGGAGACAGAACCAGAGCCAGAAUUUACUGCUGUAGAGGAUACUGCUAGAGAUAUUGAUCUGAUUGUCAGUGCCAAUGCCGAUUACUCAAAGUAUAAAUGCAAGACAGAUUCUGUACACUUUAAAGACACACUUAUGUUUCAGACAAGAGUUUACCAAUUUCAGUUAAAUAACAAGGGUAAUGUGCAGCUGGACUACAACUGGCAAGUAAUCCUGGAAGAUAGCAGGAAAUCAGUUAGCUUCGCUGAUGAGGACAAUCUACGUUUAACAACUCCGCGUAGUUUCAGUGCUGUCACUGACAUACCUGAGAUUAUACCAUUUAGCAUUGAACCUGAUGUUGGCACUGUCGCUGUUGGCAAGAAACAAAACUUUACUGUCAAGUUUUCACCCAUUGAUGUACAUGAAUUUGAAGGCAGGUUGAUUUGCAGAAUACACAACUUAGAGGAAGGGAAACAAGGUCCAGUCAUCUUGGUACGUGGGCGUAGUUUAAUGCCGUACUGUCACUUUGAACUUGAAGACUCUGACUACAUAACUGGAGCACGUCGCAAUCCUGCAUUACCGGGACCCAAAGGUGCACCCCCUGGAUCCACUUUAGAUGCCAAUACUAGAGUUAUAGAGUUUAGUUCAGUUGGUAUUAAUGUCAAAAAUUCAAGGCAAUUUUUCAUCGUGAAUCCCACUCAGGCCAAUUAUUCAUUUAUCUGGUCAUGUGACGAUGAAGAGGAUGCAAAAAAUCCCACGGUAUUCCACUGUGGUGCUCCAGGGGGACUUAUCAACUCUGGAAAGAAACACCUAGUCAGCUUCGCUUACAUACCAAAUCAGCUUGGUAUUGUGGAAUCAUUCUGGCGGUUUAGCAUACCCGAACAAAAUAUCUCUGUACCCUUCUUACUUGUUGGUAAUACAAGAGAACCUGCCAUUUCUACAGAUAGAUCACAUAUCAACUUUAAAUCUCUUUUGCUAGGUCAUCGGGCUAGAGAGACUGUAUGUUUAAUUAAUAACGAGUCACUUGCCUUUGAAUAUGAAAUUCUUGAAUCAUCGUGUCACUCUGAAGGCUUCGCAUCGCACUUGGAUGUAACUCCACUCAAAGCCAUUGUACCACCCAAUUCUAGGUUGCCUAUUGACAUCUAUUUUGCACCAGUGGUGGAGAAGGAAGUUAACUUUAAUCUUGAGAUCAACAUACAGAGAAAGACACUGCCGAUUUAUCUCAAUGUUAAGGCAGAAGGUUACUCAAUGAAUGCAGCAUUGCUCUGUGAAGACUCCUUUGGGAAAAAAGUGGAACUCACAUCAAAGGGACUUAAUGAAAUAAACUUUGCUGAGGUGGAAAUGAAUGAAAAGGCAGUUCGUCAACUUUGGAUUGUUAAUUCUGGACGGUUUAACUUUGAUUUUGAAUGGACACUAAAUGAAAGAUCUGGUAGAAGAGAAAAGAUGAUGAGUAUUACACCAGGCUUGGGUGGUGUGUCUCAUAAUGAUAGAAAGAAAUGCACAUUGUCAUUUAAACCACCUGGUAAAGUUACACUCAGAGGAUGUGAACUCUCCCUCAAGAUUACCAACGGUCCAAUAUAUAACAUUAAUGUGACUGGUUACGGUGUAGCCCCUGGGCUUCAUUUCUCAUUUACCAAGUAUGACUUUGGCCCCUGUUUUAUCUACCGAGCUGGUAUGCCUGAACAUAAAGCAUUGCUGAAAGUCACAAACAGGGACAACAAAGAUAUCAGCUUGGAUUGUCAUUAUACCAGUACAACUUACCUUGAUGUCCAGUUUGAAGCCACCGUGCUAGAAGCCGAUAAAAGUAUUGAUAUCCCAUUUACAUUUUAUCCUCGAGAGUCCAUCAAAUACCAUGAAAUCAUUCCAUUUGAGAUUAAUGGACUGUCCAGGACAAAUAUUGAAGUUUUCGGAGAAGGUACAGAGAUGAGAGUGGAGGUGGUCAACCCACGGGAUAAAACUGUUAACUUUGGUGCUUUGCGAGUUGGUCAGACAAUGAAACGUGUUGUACCUCUUAUUAACAACAGUCCAUGUCCAAUUACAUUCAAAAUUGUCAUUACUCCAAUGAGCUCAUCUCUACAGCAACUACCAAGUGUACUGACCUUGUCUAAUACUGAUAAGAUAACACUCAAACCAAGAGGAGGAACGCAUAAUCUAGAGGUCAUAUUUAGUCCAAAAUGUCGUAUACCUAAAUUUACUGAAGAGGUGAUUUUGGAAUGUGAGAGCCUCUCCCAACCAGUGUUUGUAGUGUCUGGGCUCUGUCAAGGAAUUGAUAUCAAUCUAGAUCAAGACUCUAUUCCAUAUGGUGCUGUAGUUCUCAAGAGUUCAAGUAGUAGACGUUUACUUAUGCACAAUACUGGUGACAUUGGAGCUGGAUUUAAAUGGAAUGCUCAGAAGUUUGGACCUGAUUUCUCAAUUACACCAACUAAAGGUUAUAUAUCAUCUGGUAUGACAGUGUCAUUUGAAGUAUCAUUCCAUCCAACUGAAAUUUGUCAAGAUAUCCGUUAUGAUAUGUUACGUUGUGAAAUAGAGGGAGGCAAACCUCUAAAGUUGGUGUUAACAGGAAUGUGUGUGCCCUGUCAACCACAGAAAGAAGUCUUACAUUUCAACACUCAUGUCAGAAUGAAGGAGACUAAAAACCUGACACUCACCAACCGUACUAAUCAAUUAUGGAAUCUGAGGCCACUGAUUGAUGGUGAAUACUGGGCCGGUGCGGAUGCAAUUACUAUAGAACCACAGCAGAGUAAAGCCUAUGAAAUUGUCUACAGGCCAUUGACUAUGACCAAAGAAGGCAAAAAACAUACAGGAACUGUAUUCUUUGCUCUGCCUGAUGGUUCUGGAUUGUUAUACAAUCUGACUGGUGUAUCAGAGGCACCAAAAGCUGCCGGAAGUGUAACACGUGAAGUACCAUGUAAGACUCAAUAUACUGAACUUUUGUCAAUCUCAAACUGGCUCAGAAAACCACAAAGAUUUCGAGUUGAAAUAGAGCACAUCAAACCUGACAAAUUAGAUCAAGCAUCUAUUAUGAAAGGGUUGGAAUACAUUGAUGUACCAGGAUUGGCUAAGAAAGAUUAUAAACUAAAUUUCCAUGCACAUAAGGAAGGUACUUACUUAUCAAAGAUCACGUUCAUGAACAAAGACACUGAAGAAUUCCAAUUUUAUUUUGUGACAUUUAAAGCCACCCCACCUGGUGUGAUUGGUUCUAUUGAAAUGUCCACACCAGUACGUCUUUCUACAUCAUAUACCGUUAAGAUUGACAACCCCCUGGGUUUCCAAGUAACCUUCAUUACCAACUGUACUAUCCCAGAAGUCAUGUUGCCAGCACAGUUUUUAGUUCCAGCCCAGUCAGAGGGUAAACUGAAUAUUGAAUACUUGCCUUUGAAAGUUGGAGAAACCACUGGUAAACUGCAGUUGACCAGUAAUGAACUUGGAUUAUACCAGUAUGACAUGAGCUUAUGUGCUACAGCAGCUGGACCAGAGAAAGCACUCUACUUUAGAUCUGCACUGGGUGGACAUCAACAAGUCAGUGCUAAGCUGAUUAAUUUUGCUAAAGUUAAGACAGAGUUGGUUUGCAAGGUGGAUAGUAAUGAAUUUCACACCGAUAAAACAGUACCUGUAGUGCGUGCAUCCAGUGGCGGCACUGAAUUCAACGUAGAUGUUACGUUUGAACCAUCCAAACUGGGAGAAACUCGAGCCACUUUGACAGUGUGUUCACCGCAAGCUGGUGACUAUAUCAUACCGUUAUUUGGUACAUGCAUUGCACCAAAACCACAGGGGCCCUACACUAUCAAAGCAGGCUCAUCGACUUCCAUUCCUUUCCGUAACGUCUUCUCUCACACAACCGCAUUCACAUUCCAAGUGGACAACGCGUCUUUUACCUGCAAGCCAGGUGAAAAUAUUCGUGGCAAGAAGACACACAAUAUCAUAGUAGGGUUUGAAGGCAAUUCCGAUAGCUCCAAAGCUCCUAAGAUGGGCAAGCUUGUUGUGACAUGUCCCAGAUCAGCUGGUGGGGCAGCUAAUGUUGCAUGGACAUUCUACUUAAAAGGAAUAACAUUAUAAUGAUUCAUUUACAUAUUGUAACAAGCAUGUCAUGUUCCUAAGCUAACAAAUAUCCAAAUAAAAAAUAAAGGGUUCAUUUCUAAAUUGAAAAUUUUACCAUAUGCUCAUCAUCUACUCCAUCCUCCAUAUCACUGUAUAACUUUUUGUAAUUCUACUGCUCCUUUUAAAUAUGUAAAUAUACUUGCUAAUACUGAAACCACUGAUUUGAAUAACAUAUUGCUUUUCUCUACUGAUAGUGUGGAUAUUCGAGUCUCUUUAAUGCAAGUUUCUCACCUAUGUUGUGCCAUGUUUAAUGCAUGGGUAUGGACAUUCACAGCAAGAUACUGCUGUUCAUGUUGUGUUGUAAACCUUAGCCAUGGUUUGUGUGUUUUCUACUCCCACACUUUAAUAUUUUGUUUAUUAUAUUUCAAGAAAAUAGUAUGUACAAAAAUAAUAAGAUUUAAAAUAACAUUGUAAAUAAAAUUUUGAGUGUAAAUGUAUUGAUUGUGAAUA